Molecule: messenger RNA, 994 nt
Organism: Cajanus cajan (pigeon pea)
Lineage: Eukaryota; Viridiplantae; Streptophyta; Magnoliopsida; Fabales; Fabaceae
Product: adenosylhomocysteinase-like
Biological process (GO): L-methionine cycle
Cellular component (GO): cytosol
Molecular function (GO): adenosylhomocysteinase activity
Source: RefSeq, a predicted model, not a curated record
CCACACACUCUCUCUCUCUCUUAUUCUUUCUCAUACUCGCUCGGCGCCUGAAACCAUGGCUCUGUUGGUAGAGGUCAAGGACAUCUCCCAGGCCGACUUCGGGCGCCUGGAGCUGGAUCUGGCCGAGGUCGAGAUGCCGGGCCUCAUGGCCUGCAGGGCCGAGUUCGGCCCAUCGCAGCCCUUCAAGGGGGCCCGCAUCACCCGCUCCCUCCACAUGACCAUCCAGACCGCUGUCUUCGCCUGGAAGGGCGAGAGACUCCAGGAGUACUGGUGGUGCACCGAGCGCGCCCUCGACUGGUGCCCCGGCGGCGACGCCACGCUCCUCAUCCACGAGGGCGUCAAGGCCGAGGAGCUCUACGAGAAAACCGGGCAGUUGCCUGACCCUGCUUCCACCGACAACGCUGAGUUCCAGAUCGUCCUCACCAUCAUCAGGGACGGCUACCGCAAGAUGAAGAACCGUCUCGUUGGGGUUUCCGAGGAAACCACCACCGGCGUUAAGAGGCUCUACCAGAUGCAGGCCAAUGGCACUCUUCUCUUCCCUGCUAUUAAUGUUAACGACUCUGUCACCAAGAGCAAGCUAGCUCGGUGGCCAAUGAGUUCCAAACCACCACCCACAAAUGAUCAUAAAUCCAAAGCUACUGGUUCAAAGAAACCUGAUCUCAGUGGUAACUCCAAAGGCUCUGGGAAAGGGUCUGGGUCCGGGUCUGGGUCUGGGUCUGGGAAAGGAUCUGGUUCCAGUUCUGGGACUGGCAAUAAGAAGAAAUGAUCUCAUACAAACUUCUUUACAUCAUACCAUGGUGAUGGGUUAUUUAUAAUCUUCACAGCACCCCCUUCAUUUUGUCAUGUCAGUUUCGCAUUCUGUUUUACAUGUAAAUAAUCUCUCUACUUUAUAAGGGUGCACUAGUCUAUAGGAUAGUGGUUUAGUUGUUUCAUUUGUUCCUAUUUUAGUGUCAUACAGUACGUGAGCUACUAUUUUUCUGUUUCUGUAAGGCUU